UCAGACCAGCCCGCCUUACCUCACACCCCACUGUCCGCGAGCCCGGUGUUCACGGGCAAAUCUGACCGCAGAUCAGCGCACUCGGGCUCCCUCCACACUACGAGUUACACCAACUGGGACUGAGACCAGAGGAAAUCGUGUUCGUCGGUAGCCAAGGUACGCACGCCAAGACUCAUCCACAGCAGACCGAGGCGAGGGAACGGACAAGAAGGGAGAGAAUUCAAGGGGAAAGCUGGUAGGAACCACAGAGGAGUUCACUGCAAAAGAAAAAACCCCCACACGUUUAGGGGCGAGAGGAGAGGGUGACUGGCUGGCCCCGCAGAAGGAGUAGUAUUACACGAAGCUAAUUUCCAACAUUUUCUAUUCUUGGCAGCGAGAGUGUGCUCUCCGAGCCACAUUUAUAAAGAGAGCUAGCGGAAUGUAAUGCUAGCAGGCUAGCCGAUGUUAGCUAGCUAAUUAGCUUGUCAGGCAUCCGAGAGUCGGACGUGUGAUCUUUAUUAAAAUAGGACACUGUCGUCGUUUUUCUUUUUUCAGGGGGAAAAAGGAAAGAGAGGGACAACUGUACUUAAUGUGCUUUGUGUUGGAUUCUGCCAUGGUUUUAAAGGGGUGUCUCGCAUAGCUAAGGCUAAGUUAGACAAUAAACAGUGCAAGCUUGUGUAUAUUGAUGAAAAUCCGUUCAAUAUUAUCUGUCUGGGAAAAGCCAAAUCCAUUGUGAAUAUCGAGCCGUGGACAAACCCAAAGGAGAAGGCAAAGGUAACAAAAGAAAAGAAAAAGCCAAAGAGACUUUUGACUGGUGACUGUCUCCCGUCCAAUGUUAAUGUCGACCGACGUUGCAUCUAUUAUGCUACCCGUUAGUCGGGGAAUAAUGGACCGGGAAAGGGACAUUGAUACAGCAGCCGGACCCCAUGCAAACGCGGCCGGGGGUCCAGCCGUGGUCCGAGGGAUGAAGAGAGGAGAUCCGGAGCCCGACGCUCAGACUGCCGCUGCCCUCACUGACUUGUCCGGGGCGGAGUGCAAAAGACCAAGGAUAGACGGGACCGGGAGUGUUGUCGGUGACAUUGGCCAGAACAAUGAGCCUUUAAAUCCCGGUUUCCAUGGAUACCAACCUCACAGUCAGGGCUCUCAGGAUUCGACAGGAGGACAGGAGGGUUUGGUGGCCCCACCCUUUACAGCAUUCCCACCUCCACCCCCUCCUCAAAACGGUCUACCGGGAACAGAGUUUGGCCCUGGGGCCAUGUUUGGUGCUGGAGGCCAAGGUGCAGCAGAGGUAGGGGCUGGUGCAAAUGGAGCCCCCACCUCCACCAACAACAACAGCAGCAAUGUAAAGACAGAGGAGACGUCUCAGGGUGAGGCGGGUGUACAGUGCGGCGCAGGAGGCACAGGAGCGGGAGGCUCAGCAGGAGACUCGACAGAGGCCAAAGGGACCCCCAAACGCCUCCAUGUUUCAAACAUCCCCUUCCGCUUCCGGGACCCAGACCUCAGGCAGAUGUUCGGGCAAUUUGGGAAGAUCCUGGAUGUUGAGAUUAUUUUCAAUGAGAGGGGUUCAAAGGGUUUUGGCUUUGUGACAUUUGAGAACAGCGCAGACGCAGAGAAAGCCAGGGAAAAGCUCCACGGCACACUGGUGGAAGGUCGUAAGAUUGAGGUGAAUAACGCCACCGCCAGAGUGAUGACUAACAAGAAGAUGGUCAGCCCUUAUCCUAAUGGAGAAGCUCUCAGCACACUACCCUAUGCAGGGUGGAAGUUGAGUCCUGUGGUGGGAGCUAUGUAUGGACCAGAGAUCUACGCAGUUCCAGGGUUUCCCUACCCUACAGCAGCAGCAGCAGCCACAACAGCGGCAGCGGCAUUUCGCGGUGCCCACCUCCGGGGCCGAGGCCGGCCCGUCUACAGUGCUGUGCGGGCCGCUGUGCCGCAGCCUGCCAUCCCUGCCUAUCCUGGACUAGUGUUUCAGGACUCAGUCCUUAGUCCCAGAUUGCCUCAGGGAGGCUACCCGGCUGCUGCUGCCGCCGCCGCCGCCUAUCGCUACGCCCAGCCUGCGGCUGUAACCGGGGCAACCGCUGCAGCUGCUGCCUACAGUGACAGGUGAGGUCAAGGCAGGACACACAAAU
Molecule: messenger RNA, 2105 nt
Organism: Neolamprologus brichardi
Lineage: Eukaryota; Metazoa; Chordata; Actinopteri; Cichliformes; Cichlidae
Source: RefSeq, a predicted model, not a curated record